CUUCUCAUAUUUGAAAGAUAGAAACAGUUUUAGAGCGGCAAGCAUUAAUUAGCUGAAGCCGCCUCACGCUCCCUUCCCAAAAGAAGAUCAGAGAUUUAUAGAUUAUUGGUUUCCUCUUCUUUUCUGUUUUCUCCUUCCUCCCUGUUCUUUGUGGACAUCAAAAUCAAACCCAAUCUAACCCUUUUUAGUAUGUUUUAAAGUGAAACAAGCCUCUCAGUUUUUCAUACAAAUUUGGAGAUACAAAGCUCCCCCAAUCUCUCUCCCUCCCCCACUCUCUCUCCCCUCUUUCAUAAAACACAGCCUUUAAUGGAUUCUGGAAACAGCGGAAGCACGCAAUCAAGCGGUGGCGAGGAGGAUUACGAUCCACGCACCGCCGCUAAUUCACCCUUUAACCCCAUCUAUAACCAUCUAUCUCCACCACCACCAACCAUGUAUGAUCCACAUACUAAUACCUCCAACUUUUUCAAUCCACCCCCACAGCUUCAACUCCAACAACUCACCAACCCUUAUUUAGCCCCUCAAUCCCAAACCCUCUCAUUCCCUCCACACCAUUUCAAACAAAAUCAACCAACCCUAGUACUACCUGCAUCAUCAUCUCAGCCCUCGACGCGAAAAAUUGACCAACAUAAGCUGACACAAGUAACAAGAAACCCCAAGAAAAGAUCAAGAGCAUCCAGGCGCGCGCCCACAACUAUUCUCACCACAGACACCUCAAAUUUCAGAGCCAUGGUCCAAGAAUUCACCGGAAUCCCAGCGCCUCCUUUUUCGCAAUCCUCGACAUUCCCUCGAAGCAGGCUUGAUCUCUUUAGUCCACCUUCCUCUAUCAGAUCCAGCAUCAAUAUCACUCAGACUCCAUCUUACAAUACUCGAUCUCCUCUUAUUUUUCCUAGCACUUCUGAACUAGGGUUUUUGAAACAUCAGCAACUUCAAAACCCUAAUCACUCUAAUUUCCUCCAGUCCUCAUCAUCCACUUCAUCGAUAUUUACGUCGAAGCAAGGACAUGAUUUUUCACUUUUAAUACCUUCACAAUCCAAUCUCAGAGUCGGUGCCCUAGAAGAAUUUGGUUUCAGCUAUGGUCAAAUGAAUACGGCACAAGUAUCCGGAUUACCGGACCUCAUUUCACCCGAAAACGGUAACAACUAUGUGCGGAAUUCGACGAACGGAAAGCAAAACAUCAAUUAUUCGGCAACAAAUUUUCAUGACGGCAAAAGAGCAACGGACAAUGUGUCGAGUUCUGCUACAAGAGGUAUGUCUGAGGGAAUAAUGGAACCGUGGAUAUAACUAGCAGAAAAAAAAAAAAAAAAUUAUAAUGGAACCGUGGAUAUGUUCUUCAGAUUAAUCAUUACUCACCUCUCAUUUCAAAGAAUUAUUAAGAAAUACGAAAUGAUUACGGCA
Daucus carota subsp. sativus is the source of this 1395-nucleotide messenger RNA. RefSeq names its product pollen-specific leucine-rich repeat extensin-like protein 2. The transcript has a single exon. The record is from RefSeq and is a predicted model, not a curated record. Lineage: Eukaryota; Viridiplantae; Streptophyta; Magnoliopsida; Apiales; Apiaceae. The coding region runs from base 307 to 1281 and encodes 324 amino acids.